Cornus florida is the source of this 5188-nucleotide messenger RNA. RefSeq names its product disease resistance protein L6-like. The coding region runs from base 1602 to 4970 and encodes 1122 amino acids. Lineage: Eukaryota; Viridiplantae; Streptophyta; Magnoliopsida; Cornales; Cornaceae. The record is from RefSeq and is a predicted model, not a curated record. Gene Ontology annotation, biological process: signal transduction; defense response. The transcript is spliced from 7 exons. Gene Ontology annotation, molecular function: ADP binding; protein binding.
GAAAAUAUUGUAGUUAUUUCAGGGACAUUUCUAGUAAUAUGGGGAGGCUAUAAUCUAUGAGCUUUUAUGAUAACCAAAUUUAAAUCCUACUAAUGUAGCAUUUGGGAGUUUUCUUACCUCCACACUCUUAAAUUGGGAGGCUGCAUGGAGCUUAAAUCGCAGCCAGAGUGUCGGCCAAGCUUAAGGAGAAUUUGGCAUUGGAUUCUACCAACAUGAAGGAGUCUAUCAGAAGACAUUCAUGUCCUUUCUCAAGUUAAGGGUUCAGUUGCUUUUGAAUUUCAAGAUAUCAGAGUUCAGUUGCUGGAUUGAUUGUGGUUUCAAUUGGUAGGAUCCAAAGAAAAAGAUCAGCUUUGUUUCCAAGAACCCCUACAUCCUUUCUGCAGAGCUGAUGGGGUGUCCAGUUCUUUUUCUGUUAUUCCUUGUAUAUGGUCUUUGGAAUUGGUUAUUUUUCAACCUGUAUUUGCAUUAUAGUGAUUCAUUCACUGUAUAGUUGUUUCAGGUCUUGUACUCUUGUUUGCUGUUUUGGCUUGUUGGCUUAAUAAUAUUUGACUUCGGAAAAUAUAUAUAUUCACUUCUUUAUAUGUCUGCAUUCAGGUUAUGGUUGGAAGAGUUCCCCUAUCUACAAAAGGAAAAAACAUCAGUUACCACGAGUCUAAAGGAAGCAGUAUCAAAAUUAUUACUCUUUUAAAAGAAACCUUAAAAAGAACGGUGAAACGGUCAUUCACACGAGUAAACACCCAAACUGUAAGCCCUCUGGAGGGGUCUCCUAAAUUAGCAUGAGCAUAUGGUUGGGGGACGUUAAAAUACGUCUACAUUUUCAGACAUACACAAUUUUCACACACACACAAUUGGGGGAUGUUCAUACAUGCAAGUGUUAUCAAAUUUUUCCCUUAGGCGACCCUGAGAUGUUGCGUGCUAAUUCAAUAAAUUUAUUGGUUUAAAAACUCUAAUUUACGUUUCUAUUUUAAAAUUAUUUGGCACUUACCCGAAAGGAAGAAAUUUUUUUUUAGACGCUCUUUGUAUGUCAAUAAUUGAACUGCUCGCUGGUGGUGUUGCUUAGAGGCAUAAUAACAGGAACCUUGGCGGUGGGGUGUGACAAAUAUUGACUCCUGGUGGGACUCAUUGCACAUGGUUAAGCCAGUCGAUUUAUUUUUACACGAUCUGCUACUAAUUGAAUUUUUUUUUUUUUUUUUUUUGGUUAAACCCGAAUUGGUGAUGACUUUCUGGCAUAACUUUGUGGAUGAGUUCCUAGACAGCACCCACUUUGGCCAAAGAAGUUGACUUGUUGCCGUUGACUAGCCAAGAUAAUUUAGAUGGUUAGACGUUGAAGUACUCUCCUCGCACACAAUGGAUUCAGGCGCAAAUGCGAUUUUUUGUUGUGAGUUUCAGAGGCCAGACACUCGCUAGUUGCUGCACCUUCAUUGAUUUAGCUUUGAUCAUAUUGUUGCUGAAGUAGCGCAAGAGUCACAGCAUUGUACAGAUCCACUGCUCAAACACUAAUGAGAAAUGGGGAGAUCUAUUGAGUUUCUUCUAGUAUUUGAUUGGGGAUUGGUAAUACAAUACUCAUAGAACAUUUAGCUUCUCCGCAUUGUUGCACAUCAAUGGAGCAGAAAAGAAAGAGGCCGAUUGAAUCUCAAAUGGAGUCCGAGUCAGGUACAAGAAAGAGGAGAACUGUACCUGUAAAAAACAGAGGGGCAGAUGCAGAUACUGCCACACACUCUUCAUCCACAUCACUUCCAGGAGGCGAAGCAGAUGCAGAUACUGCUUUGGACUCUUCAUCCACGUCACUUCCAGGAGGCGAAUACCAAGUCUUCUUGAGUUUCAGUGGCUCAGACACUCGCUACAGCUUUGCUGAUUUCUUAUACACUUCUCUCAUUGACAAAGGAGUUCGUACCUUUAGAGAUGUUGACGAGCUUCGUCAAGGAGAAAAGAUCGGCCCUGAUCUCCUCAAAGCAAUCACGGAGUCCAGUAUUUCCAUCCCAAUAUUCUCCAAAAAGUAUGCUUGCAGUAAAUGGUGCCUUAUGGAGCUCACCCAGAUGGUGGAGUGCAAGAGAAGUAUGCGACAAAAGAUUUUACCGGUCUUCUACGAUGUCACACCCGAGGAAGUGAAGCAUCAACCAGCUGGGAGUACUUACGAGCAGGCCAUCAAGAAGCACAAGGAAUCUGGGAAUUUCAGUGACGAGACUAUUGAGCAAUGGAAGAAGGCAUUGAAGGACGUUGGACAACUCAAGGGUUGGGAACUGGAAAAAGCUGCUAAUGGGUAUCAAGGAAAACUAAUAAGAGAUAAAAUUAUUCCAGAAGUGUUGUCUGUGUUGUGUACGAAAGUCAUGGUUGUAACUAAAAACUUGAUUGGAAUUGAUCAUCACGAAAAAGAAAUGAUGAGGCUAUUAGAUAUUGCCUUUGAUGAUGUACGAAUUGUUGGUAUCCAUGGCAUGACUGGUAUUGGCAAAACAACUGUUGCCAAAUUCAUCUACAACAAAGUACUGGAAAAUUUUGAAUGUUGUAGUUUCCUUCUUGACGUUCAAAAAAUGGCACAAGAAAUCCAGGGUCUUGUUAGUUUGCAAAAACAGCUUCUCGCUGACACACUAAAUUGGAGGCGUGACAUUGCUAAUGUUGACAGAGGAAUAGCCAUUAUUAAAAAGAAGUUUUGUAACAAGAAAGUUCUCCUUGUUCUUGAUGAUGUGAAUUCCAUUUCACAAUUUCAUUGUCUUGUGGGAGGGUGUGAUUGGCGUGAUUGCUUCCGUAAGGGAAGUAAGAUCAUAGUUACAACCAAAAACAAAAGCAUUUUAGAUGAUCUUGAUGUUAACUGGACUUAUGAAAUCCCAACUAUGAAUGCUGUGCAAUCUCUUCGACUUUUUAGUAAGCAUGCCUUCGGCACGGAGUUCCCUCCAAAAAAUUAUGUUAGUAUCUCUAGAGAGAUUGCAUCCGUUGCUGGAGGCCUUCCUCUAACUCUCGAGUAUGCUGGUUUGUCUCUACGCAAGACAAACGUUUCAGAGAUAUGGGAAGAUGCACCAAAGAAGUUGGCAGAAACACUGAAUGAUGAUGUCUGGAAAAAGUUGAGAGUAGAUUAUAAAGCAUUAAAUAAGAGGCAACAACAAAUCUUUCUCGAUAUUGCAUGUCUUUUCGCUGGGAUGGAUAAAACAACUGUAUUUUACAUGUGGAAUAAUGGUGGCUAUUUUCCGAAGACAGAAUUUGAUGAUCUUCAUGACAUGUCCCUUGUGAAAGUGAGAAAUGCUAAUGAGUUGUGGAUGCACAAUCAGCUUAGAGCUCUUGGGAAGAAAAUCGUCAAUGAAGUCAUUUUUCCUGAAAACCGUAGUAGAUUGUGGAAUCACGUGGAAGCCUUUGAAUUAUUAGAGGAUGGGAAGGGAACAGCAAAGGUUGAGGCCCUAAGUCUUCGCUUUGCAUUGGAUUCUGAAAAGAAGCAUUGCUUUAAAAGUGACAAAUUCACUAAACUGAAAAAUCUAAGGUAUCUGCGAGUGGAUGGGGCAGACCUUAGAGGGAAUUUUAGUCGUGUAUUGUUGUCCUUAAGAUGGCUUAGUUGGCGUGGUUGCCCUCGGGAUUUAAAAGAAUUGAAAUUUCAUAUGAGGAAUCUAGUCAUUCUUGAUCUAUCAGAUAGUGGCAUCACAGAAAAAUUGGGAGUUUGGAAUCAAAUCCAGACGGCAAAAAAGUUAAAAGUUCUAGGAAUGGCUGAUUGUGCUUUAACAAGAACUCCCAACUUUUCAUCAGAUGCAGCUUUGGAGAUAUUGAUUCUUGCACGCUGUACAAGUUUAGAAAAUAUUGACCCGUCCAUUGGCAAUCUAAAGAAUUUGAAAGUACUAGACAUUUCAUAUGCUGAUAUAAGGGAGUUACCUGAUGAAAUUUGGGAGUUGAAGAAUUUGGAAGUGAUGGACUUCACAGAGUGUAGUAAGUUGGACGUGGACAUUCCUAGUAAUAUCAACGGACUAUCAUCUUUGAGAUUCUUGAGCUUUUAUGGUUCCAAAAUUCGAAGCCUUCCAGCAAGCAUUUCGGGGCUUACUCACCUCCAAACCCUUAACAUUGGAGGCUGCACAGAGCUUCAAUUGCAGCCAGAGCUUCCCUCAAGUUUAAGUAUUCUGAAUGUCGGUUAUAUCCCUAACCUUACAAGUGUGGUUAAUUUACAGGAAGUGCAAUUCUUUGAGUGCGAUAGUGUUGUGGAUAUGCCCAGAGAUAUUGGGAGAUUAUCCAAAUUGGAGAAACUGACCUUGGAUCAUACCAACAUAAGGUCCCUACCCGAAGAUGUGGGUGUCCUUUCUCAGCUGAAGGUGCUUGAUUUACGAUUCUGUGACAAUCUCCAAUGUAUAUUGGGGUUACCCUCAAGUCUAGUUGAGUUAUAUAUUGCAAGUUGUGAUUCAUUGGAAAGAUUGCCAGAUCUAUCAAAUUUGAUAAAUUUGUCAAGUGUGUUGCUUAUGAAUUGCGAUGAGCUAGCAAGGGUUCAAGGGAUUGGAAAAUUAGAAUCAUUGACAAGUUUGUACAUAUAUGCAUGCAACAUGCUAGCUACCUCUGAAAACAUGCCGAAUUUGUCAAACCUAAAGAAGUUGGAAACAUUAUCUAUUUGUAAUUGUUCAGAACUUGAUAAGAUCCAAGGGUUUGACAGAUUGGAAUCGCUGAAAUAUUUGGAUUUGCGUGAUUGCGAGAACUUGCAUAAGAUUGAGGGCCUUGAGUCUUUGAAAUAUUUGGAAGUAUUGGACGUGUUAAGGUGCGCAUCAGAAAUGACAAUACCGGAAAUGCCAUACACACGUGUACGACAAAAUAUUGCAGAUGAGAUGAAUGCUGCUGAUUCAGUGCAAAGGUAUGGAUUAAUUUCUAAUAUUGCCUUGGAUGGGGUGGGGAUCCUCUCUUUUGUUGAGUUUGAUUAUUGCCAAAGGUAUUGGACAGAGUUGAGAUUGAAAAAAUUGAACUACAUGCAGCAACCGGUGUUAAGAACUGGAUAUAGAAAUGAAGCUGCACGAUAAACAAUGUUCCGGUAGCUUAUAUGGUGCAUAAGAGAUGUUUCUUUCUUUUUCUUUUUCUUCUUUUUUAUUUUUUAUUUAUUUUUGCAUCUAGAGUAAUUCCUGAAAUUCAAAAUAAAUUCUGUACAAGCUGCAAUUUGAAUUGAAGAUGGGGAGAGAGUGGGGUUUGGUGUAUCAUGUAUUCAUUGAUUCAAAUUUUACAGAGAGUAAUAUUUUUGCUA